Molecule: messenger RNA, 688 nt
Organism: Pteronotus mesoamericanus
Lineage: Eukaryota; Metazoa; Chordata; Mammalia; Chiroptera; Mormoopidae
Gene: CD8B
Product: CD8 subunit beta
Exons: 6
Coding region: 1-648 (215 amino acids)
Biological process (GO): regulation of immune response
Cellular component (GO): cell surface
Molecular function (GO): coreceptor activity; MHC class I protein binding
Source: RefSeq, a predicted model, not a curated record
AUGUGGCUGUGGCUCUGUCUGCUGCUCCUCGCUGCUGCGCAGCUGGCAGCUCUCCACAGCAGCUUGACACAUCAGCAGAGUCCUAGGACCCUAACGGUUCAGACCAACAAAUUCGCGAAUAUAUCCUGUGAAGUCAAAACCUCCCUUGCUAACCAGCGCAUCUACUGGCUGAGACAGCUCCAGGCCCCAAGCAUGGACAGUCACUACGAGUUCCUAGCUGUCUGGGAUUCUACAAAACAGAUUGUGUAUGGUGAUAACAUGGGGCAGGAGAAGCUAACUGUGAUUCGGGAGUCAACCCAGACCACCCUCCAUCUCAGGAAUGUGAAACCUGCAGAGAGUGGUGUCUACUUCUGCAUGACCGUCGGGACCCCUGAGCUGACCUUCGGAAAGGGAACUCAGCUGACUGUGGUUGAUGUCCUUCCCACCACUGCCCAGCCCACCAAGAUGACGAAGACUACCCCUAAAAAGAGAAGGUGUCCAUUGCCCCCACUCCCAGUGACUCGGAAGGGCAUACCAUGUGGCUCCUUGACCCUUGGCCUGCUGGUGACUGGUGUCAUGAUUCUGCUGGUGUCCUUGGGUGUGGCCAUUCACCUAUACUGCCUGCGGAGGAGAGCCCGGCUUCGCUUCAUGAAAAAGUUUUAUAAAUGAGCAGAGAAUAUGCUUUUGGUGUCCCACUACAAAAACACGG